Messenger RNA from Mandrillus leucophaeus (drill), 2498 nucleotides. RefSeq names its product chromosome unknown open reading frame, human C12orf43. Gene Ontology annotation, biological process: Spemann organizer formation; negative regulation of Wnt signaling pathway; Wnt signaling pathway. The record is from RefSeq and is a predicted model, not a curated record. Lineage: Eukaryota; Metazoa; Chordata; Mammalia; Primates; Cercopithecidae. The coding region runs from base 23 to 796 and encodes 257 amino acids. The transcript is spliced from 6 exons.
CAAUCCUUUGCGGUGGUUCAAGAUGGCGGCGCCCAGUGGCAAUAUGAGCGAUUCGGAAAGCAGCAGCAGCAGUAGCGAUGCGGAGGAGCUGGAGCGGUGCCGCGAGGCGGCAGUGCCGGCCUGGGGUUUGGAGCAACGCUCGCACGGGGAAGUAAAGCCAAGAGCCGGUGCUGCAAAUAACCAGUUGUCAACCUCCCAACCGAGCCUCAGGCAUAAGGUGGAUGAGCAUGAACAAGAUGGCAACGAGCUUCAGACCACCCCUGAAUUCCGAGCCCACGUAGCCAAGAAGCUGGGAGCCCUGCUGGACAGCUUCAUUACCAUCUCAGAAGCAGCAAAGGAGCCAACAAAAGCUAAGGUACAGAAAGUCGCUUCAGAGGAUGAUGGCUGUGAGAAGGAAGAGUCUCCCCAACCCCGCCGAAAGCGACAGCCCUCCAGCUCCAGCAGUGAGGACGGUGAUGAGGAGUGGCGGCGGUGCCGGGAGGCAGCUGUGUCGGCGUCCGACAUCCUGCAGGAGUCAGCCAUCCACAGCCCUGGCACGGUGGAGAAGGAGGUAAAGAAGACAAGGAAGCUGAAAAAGAAAGCCAAGAAGGUGGCCGGCGUCGACUCGGCUGUAGCCACCCCCACCCCCGGCCCCACCAGCACAGCCACAGUCCAGAAGCAGAAGUCAGGUGAGCUCAGUGGGGACCAGGUGUCGCUUGGGACUCAAAAGAAGAAAAAGAAGAAAAAGGCAAAGAAGGCCAGCGAGGCCUCUCCAUUCCCACCAGCAAAGAGUGCCACAGCUGUGCCUGCAAAUUGAACCCAGCCAUGGGCACAGGGCUCAGCUGGCUCCAAGGACAAGGUGCCCCCCUGGGGACAAGGCAUUUCCAGGCCCCACCUCCCUCUCCAAGUUCAAGGACUGGGCUGGCAAACCCAGACUGCCCAUGAGACCCUGAUGGUGAUGAGGGCUUGCCUGAGAGUUGAGCCAAAAAAGUGGCUGUAGGGUGAGAAGCCCAAGCAAGGCCUGCCCCUCUGUGCUCCCAUGGAGGGCUGGGGGCAGGGGGUGGGGGGGAGGCCUAUGGUUCCAGAACAUUCCAUGGCCUCAGGAAAAAAGGAGCCUUCCAGUUAUUUGAGACUAGUGGCCAAGUGGUGAAACCUCCACCUCCCUAGAACUGUCUGAGGUGGGCAGGGGAAGGGAGACCUUCCCCACCACCUCUUUAGCCUGGUAUGAGAAACAGUUUUUAGAAAAUGAGAGAAGGGAUCCCCAAGAGGCCAAGGCCCAGAGAAAGUUUGGUUCUUCUCUCCUUAGCCCCUAUAGACUUCAUGGAAUUGUCUGAAAAAGGAGAGCUUUUCACCCCUGGCUUUCUAGAAUUUUCUUUGUCUGCAUUUGUGAAUAUACCACACAUGAUGGUGUCUCUGAGCCGACCAGAUUAUGGAAACUCAAUUGUCAGAGGACCCAAAACAAAACUUAGAGUGAUUUGGGUAUUGCCUGUCAAUGCUGAACCUUGAGACGUUUUAAAUACAACACAAAUCUCUAUACUCCCAGGAUUUGUGCAUUCACCCCACCCAAGACUUCAGGAAGUGUCAGCACUCGUGGACUAGGUGUCAUGUGACAAAGGCAUUCUGCAAGAAGUAGAAGCUUGUGACCAGGUGCAGUGGCUCACGCCUAUAAUCCCAGCACUUUGGGAGGCCAAGAAGGGUGGAUCAUUUGAGACCAGGAGUUUGAGACCAGCCUGGCCAACAUGGCGAGACCCCGUCUCUACUAAAAAUACAAAAAUUAGCUGAGCAUGUUGGCACACGCCCGUAAUCCCAGCUACUCAGGAGGCUGAGGCGGGAGAAUCACUUGAACCCAGGAGGUAGAGGUUGCAGUGAGCUGAGAUUGCGCCACUGCACUCCAGCCUAGGCAACAGAGUGAGACUCUAUCUCAACAACAACAAAAAAAGGUAGAAGCUCAUGGCCAGGCACGGUGGCUCAUACCUGUAAUCCCAGCACUUUGGGAGGCCGAGGCAGGUGGAUCACUUGAGCCGAGUUCCAGACCAGCCUGGGCAACAUGGUGAAACCUCGUCUCUAUUAAAAAAAAAAAAAAAAUACAAAAAUUAGUUGGGCAUGGUAGUGAGCGCCUGUGGUCCCAGCUGCUUGUGAGGCUGAGGUGGGAGGAUCCCUUGAGCCCAGGAGGUCAAGGCUGCAGUGAGCCGUAUAAUGCCACUGCAGUCCAGCCUGGGUGACAGUGAGACCCUGUCUCCAAAACGAAAUUGUUUUUUAAAGUAGAAGCUUGAGGUUAAGAUGAAAUCUGGCUUCGUCAUUCGAGUCUCAGCAGAGCCAGAAAAGCAGAGACGUGGGGUGUGAGAGCGUGGGUGCAGGAGCGCAUCUCCUCUUCGCAGACCCCGGGCCUGCCCCAGCCUCCCUCUGCCUGCCCAAACCCCGUCUGAAUGAUUUGUGGACAAGCAAGAAAUUACCACCACAUUUCUCCUUGACUUUACUAAAAGUUAAAUAAACGUGCCGCUCACCCGAGCUGGCUACAA